UUAAUGUGCGCAUCUGAGUUUUAUUGAUGCGAUAAACUGACAGCCUGUGAUGCUGUCCUAUAUAUUAGCGUCGAUCUGCAAAAGAAUAAGAAAGCGAUGGAGCGUAAGAGGUCGGUGCAAUCGAUGAUGGAUCUAUAUGGGGUUCUUCCUCCGUUGGCUUCUUGUAUAAAAUCUGCUGGAUGUGUAUCACACAUUUGACUGGGCUGUUGUUGCGCGCGCGCGCUGGCUGGUCGGAUGGGAAUAAGGUGACGGCAAUCAGCGCCAAAGAGAAAAUAAAAAAGGGAAGAAUCAAAAGGGCAGCCGCUUCAUAUGAGCCCCGGCAACAUAUUAUCGUCAUCAUCAUCAUGGCCAUCGAGGGAGAACGGCCUGAUAAUAAUAAGAGAAAAUACUCAUCAUAUGCUGCCGCUCUGUGUUGUGUAGAGACGACGCCUCAUUGUUGUUGUUUGGAACCAUCAAAGGGAAAUCGAGCGUCGGGGCUAAUGGCAGAUAAAUGACGUCGCGCUUGGUCAAUCAACCGCUCAUCUUCUUUUAUAUAUGUGUGUGCCACUAUUCUCAUAUCUCUCUCCCAAGUUCCGUCUAUAUAUUCUCUUCCACCGUUUUUAUCUCUCCGCCGCUCUUUGAUGAAGGAUCGACACUAUUGGCCGUAUAUACAGGAGAAUGACAAUGGUGAAUCAGUAGCUCGUUGACUGGCCAAUUUCUUUACGAUAAAACGAGCCCAUUGAAUAUCGUGCUGGGGCGACGUGGCGAUGAAAAAUCAAACGCUUUUUAUAUUCAUUAUUAUUCCCGCGCCCGUGUCCCAUUUGAUUCUUUUUUGGCCGUGCUCUCUUUCAACAUCUGCCGUUAUUUUUACAUACAGAAAGUUAGAUUGCUCUUUUUAAUUGACUUGUCUGUGAGAGCUGCAGAGAAUGCCUCGAGGAAAUGGAUCGUUGGACUGGAUGUGUGAUGGAUCAAUUCAUCAUCGUUGAUACAACAAACACGUACGGCGGUGUCUUAUUCAUCAUUUUAAUCGAAACCUGUUACUAUAUUAUUGCACAACACAUAAACGUCGUUCCCGGGAGACGGACGAGGGAAAUUUGACUCGAGCACACACACACACACCCACCCACAAAUUGAACUGUUUGUAUUAUGCAGAUGAGCAGCAGCAGUCGUCGUCAUUGUCUGUCUUUUCAAGAGACUAGCGCACCAUAUAUAGCAGCACUGUGUUGUGUUGUAGCUGGAGGGUUCAAUUCUCUAUUAUGUCAGAGAUUGAAAAUUGGCCUGUUCAUUGAAAAAGCUGCAUAUAAUAUUACCGUCUAGCUGCUGCUGGGCUAGUAUAUACAUCUAGGAAACUAUAUGUGAGAGGACUACACAUAUGACGGCUGCACUUUUGAUAGAGUGUAUUCCUUUUCGUUGGUCUCUUUUCCCCUCAAUGGGGACUUAAAUUGUCGAGAUGGAGAGAAGAAAAGAGACUCGACUCUGAAAGAAAAUAUAACUCUCUCUCUCUGUGUGUGUGCAGCAGUCGGGCCAAAAGGGAGAAGAACUGAAGAAAAAGCUUUUGUCGCCCCUCUUUUCAGCUCUCUGCUCUGUUUUCUAUCGACUGCAGGUAAGAAGAAGGGAAAAAAAGAUAAGAAGAAUGUCCCAAAUAGAAUCAAAAACGUGUGUAUUCACUCUAUAUAUUCCUCCUUCCCCCUAUCUAGCCCUGUAUAUAUAAACACGCUAGUUCAGUUCAAGAGUCAAAAAAGAUAUGCGACUCGUACAACAACGCGGGCAGCAGACAAUAAAAGCCAAAGGGAGUGGAUGUAACGUGUACACAGUAAAUAAAAAUUCCCUCUUCAUCAUUUCCUCCUCGGCUUUGACAUUAUUUCCCAUUUUAGAGAUAUGGAAAAUCUGUUCAAACCGACAACACUCUAGGCGCCCCCCGAUUUUUAUUUUAAAAUUGUACAUGUACAAUUGUACAUGUUUCUCGCAUUUCAAUUGUGCGCGCACUCGUUGCUCUAUAUUUAUUUAUGUCCAUACGGUGCGGAAUGUUGUAACUGGGCGACACAAGGAGCAACCAGGAGCGUGUACGCAUCAUUGGCCACGAAUGGAAAACGCCAUGACAUUUAAUAGACACGUAAUGCAGGGAGCACCACGUUGAUUUGUGUACCAGCAUCAUACGUCGUAUAGAUAGUAUUAAUCUUUUUUUUUACUUUCAUAUUAUACAAUCGACGCUCUCAUAAGGCGCACAGCUCUAUUGUGUAAAGAGGCCUAUAAAUUUCAUUCUUUUCUCCUACCCAUUUUCUUAUCAAAACGGUUCUUGGCUAUUCACUAACAAAAAAGUUGGCUGCGCUAUUUUAAACCGUAACAUCAUCACCUUUUUUUCCUAUUAUCUAAAAUUCACAAUAGACUCUGGCGAUUUAAUAGAUUUAAUGUACAGGCAAGAGCCCAGAUUUAAAAAAAAUAAUAGCUGUUAACUAUAUAAUAGUGUCUGUAUAUGGCUGGCUCAUUAAUAUUAAUAAAUGGUUUGGUGCGCAUGCGCUGGCAACGGUCGAUUGAUUCCCACAAGGAAAAUCCCAAAAGUCGUCUGCGCGUUUGUAUUUAUUAUCGUCUCGUCCAUUUGGGGAAAUCAAACGAUCGACAAUCGUCCUAAAGGGGAAGCAAGAAAAGGAGGGGGGUCUCGAUGAUAGACGGUCGUGAUAUGGGAAAAUCGUUGGACACCCACACGCCUACCGUUUAGUGUGUAAUCAUCAAGAGAAGAGGGUGGGGGGGAAUUGUUCGCCCAUGUGGGAGGAAGUGGUGGGGUGGCCGUCGUCUUCACCCUGAUUGGCUGGCCGAUGUUUAGCGUGCAGACGGAAAGGAGAAGGAAACCUCCUCCUGGGCGUCGGUCAUUGGCAGACGUCGACUGGCUCCAAUCGCUCCUGACUCCUCCCUUUUCCCCACUGAAGUGCCUUCCCUUCUUGUGCUGGUAGAGGAACGGCUCCGCCUCCUCCUCCCUGUGAUUGUCGACGGACCCGGAGUCAAAUCGUCGCUGGAGGGGCGAAGGACCGGCCCCUUUAUACUCUGUCGGUACGGACGGUCGAGCAUUCAGAAAGCCUUGAGCUGAGCUCCAAGAAACAACCAUCCAACAUUCGUUCCUCCACUUAUUUUCUCCCCCCCACUACUCAACACAAAUCUCAGCGACAACUUGUUUCAUUCUCAACCAAAAGUGCAAAGUGAUUUCUUAGUCUCUCAUGGUGCUCCAAGUGUCGACCCAUUUUUAAAUUCAAAUUCUCCCGCGUUCGCCAAUUUGUUCGGUUUGAUUAUUUGGUUGGUUCAUCCGAAGAAAAACCCAAAAGGAGGACAGCGAGUGCGAUUGAUUAUAGUUGUCUAUAUUGAAUGAUGAUUGCCGACCAAGUUAACGCAUUGAAUCGCGCUCGGGAAGUGGCCGCAGUUGCCAAUCUCAUCCGUUUGGCAGCGGCAUCUCACCAGUCGGCCCAAGCCGCAGCAGCUGCCGCCGCAGCCGCCGCCAGUAAAGCCGCCGAACAUCAAAACAACCAGCCGUCGCCCAAGAUCAAGCGUGAUCCGGCGGAAGACAGCCGCAGCAGCAGCAGUAGCCGUCACAGCACGGAAGAAGAGGAAGAAGAAGAAACGAUCAGAAUGUCGUCGUCAAUAACUGGACCGGUGGUGGUCUCGUCGGCCGCUUCCGUCAUGCCCGUCUUGCCCGUCGUCCCCCAGCCGUCGAAGCGCAUCUCUUUCAGCGUCGACUCGCUCCUCUCCGACGUCCGCCGGUCCUCGUCUUCGUCGGCCCAGCAGCCGCAACAUCCACAGACCCAGGCCGCUGAUUUGUCCCUCCGCUCUGUCGGCAACAACAACAACAACACGAGCACCGGCAGCCACGGCGGAUGUCAUACAUCCAGCGAUGAGGAGGACAACAAAUCCAUGAUGGACUCGACGGAAGAGGUGGACUGCGACGUCGAUUGCGACGAAGACGACGAGGAUGUCGACAUUGAAGAAGAGGAGGGAAUGUCCGAAACUUCCGACUCGACGCCCAAUGGCAAAAUCUCCCGGCCGUCUCCCACGUUGGCCUCAGCGGCCGCCAGCAUGUUCCACCACCACCAUCCGCACCAUCCGGCCAAUCUCAUGAGUCACCACCAUUUUCAGCAGGCCAGCCUGCAGGCCAUGCAAAUGAGAGGCAUGGUGGCCGGAACUCACCCCAAUUCCGGCGCAUCCGUCGGUGGUCCGUCUCCGUUCCCCGGUUCAGCCGUUGGACCGGCCUCACACGGAUGGCCCUUACCUUACGGCCUGGCCGCAGCCGCCUGGGCCCAACACGCAUCUCAAUUUGUCUCCAAAGAUGGAUCUGAUUUGAGCAAAUUGCCAGCCAGUCUUCACCAUCAAGGCCUAAAUCACCACCACCACCACCACCUGGACGGUCUGCCCAAACUGCCGCCGGGCGGUCAACUCCGCUGCCAACUGCGCAAGCACAAGCCCAACCGCAAGCCGAGAACGCCGUUCACCACCCAGCAGUUGAUGGCCCUCGAGAAGAAGUUUAGAGAGAAGCAAUACCUGUCCAUCGCCGAGCGGGCCGAAUUCUCCGCUUCGCUCUCGUUGACCGAAACCCAGGUGAAAAUCUGGUUCCAGAACCGACGCGCCAAAGCCAAGCGGCUCCAGGAGGCCGAGCUGGAGAAAUUGCGGAUGACGUCGCGCGGACCUCUCGGGCAUCUCAUGUCGCCGCACAGCGCCGCCGCGUUCGGCCUCUUUGGUCCCGGCGCCAUGUCCGGACUCUACGGACCACCACCGUCGGGAGGCGGAGGUCCCGGCGCCCCGCCCAACUCUUCCAACGGCGGCAGUAACAAUCCUAACUCUUCCGCCGGAAGCAACGGUAGGCCUAGCAAUGCCUCGGCGGCUGCAGCUGCCGGAAUGAUGAGCGCCUUCGCUUCCCUCUACCCGAUGACGAGCAGCUCGUCGGCCAUCAGUUCCAGCGGCCCGUCUAUGGGCAACAACAACACCGUCACCACCAGCGUCGCCGCUAUGAUUCACCGCUAAAUCCAUCAUCUCUUAUUGUGUUCUCAAAAAAUAUUCUACAAAUGUUUACUACAUCAGCAUUCAAUAUCCUCCUUUCAUUACACCUGCCGUGUAAAAUUCGAUGCAAUGCAGCGCAUUUCAAUUGCCAUCAACUCCCCACUAUAUAAGAGAUAUGUAAAUAGUGAUGUAAAUAAUAAUUCCUAUAAAAGAAAAAAUCCUCUUUUUUUUAAAUAAUUCUCUCCUUUUGUUUUCCCGUUUGUUGUGCAUCUCCCAUUGUUUCUCUCGCCGCUGGUUACAUCAUUUCUCACUCAACUGUGUUUAUAUAUAAUUGUUUUUUUGUAUUUUGUAUAAUCAUUCGUUUCUGUUUUUGUGGCAAAUGCAAAAUGGAAAAAUUAA
Molecule: messenger RNA, 5355 nt
Organism: Daphnia pulicaria
Lineage: Eukaryota; Metazoa; Arthropoda; Branchiopoda; Diplostraca; Daphniidae
Gene: Dr
Product: muscle segmentation homeobox-like
Exons: 2
Coding region: 3334-4980 (548 amino acids)
Biological process (GO): regulation of transcription by RNA polymerase II; embryonic morphogenesis
Cellular component (GO): nucleus
Molecular function (GO): DNA-binding transcription factor activity, RNA polymerase II-specific; RNA polymerase II transcription regulatory region sequence-specific DNA binding
Source: RefSeq, a predicted model, not a curated record